UAUCACAUAGUUUGAGUUAUAUAACCCAAACUACUACUAAUUUAUCAAAGGAAUAGAGUAAAAUGUUGGGUUCCCGUUAAAGAUUUUUCCCCUGUUUCUUCUCAGUCAAACCGAAGAUACAUAUGAUUUGGUCAAAUCCGGUUUAUAUUGAAUUCUCGUAGCAAUCUUCUUCUACAAGUAAUCAAAUCAAAACCCCACUUUCUUUCUCAGCCGACGACAGACCCAAAACUUCCUCAGGAAAAUGGCUCAAACUGACGAGUCUUCAAGUACCAUGUCGAAAGCCAGGGAUCUUCUCGCGACUCCAAGCCACGAACCCCUAACGAUCAUCGUCGACCAACUCUUCACCACUCCCCAACAAUCCAUCGAACACCAAACCGCGCGUGCUCUCUACGACUUCUGCGUCGCCAACUUCUCGAAUUGCUUAACCCUAAUGCUUCUCAAGGUCUAUAGAUUCUCUUCCGUUAACGUCACCAGACUCCGAUCGAUCUUUCUCCUCUCCGAAACUCUCACCAAACAACACGGCCUCCAACUCUCCCUCUCCCCCGUCGCUUUAAACCACAUCAAACCGUUUCUUGUUUCUUGCCUGAAGAUGCUGAACGCCACGAAUAAACGCGACAACGGUAUCUUCAGAAUCAUCGUUUCUCGUGUAGCUUCUUCGAUGAUGUUUGAUACUGGCCACCGAUGGGACGAGCUCGGACUUUGUAUACUCUCCCUCCUUUACACCGAUCCACUCAAAGCGUUCAACGUCUUCGUCGAUUUGCCGCCAAUCCAUGGAGAUUUCAUUAACAUAGUCCAUCUUAAGCUUCAAGAAGAAGUCUACAAGGUGUUGUUUCACCCUGACGAUGAUUGGAGUUUGGGGUUAGAAACUGCUAUCAAACUAGGGCUUCAGGUUUCAGAUACAGAGAAAAGAUCUGAGAUUCUCGAAACCGUCGUCAAGUCAGCUGAGAAGCUUGUGAGUAUGGGGAUGGAAAAGUCUCUGAAAGAAGCGCUUGAACGUCUCUUGAAGUUUCUUGCGAAAGACGCAACCUUGUGUAAAUGGAUUGGAGCACGAGAAACCGCGGAAAAGAUCUCUCAGCUGGUUAAUCCAAAUCCAUGUUUCAAACUCAGCCUUGAUUAUGGAUUAUUAGGACAAGACCAUGACGUGUACGUUAACUUGUGCACGUUAUCCGCAGUAGAGAUCUUGAGUUCCUUUGCGAAAACUAAACAUGAUGAUAGGUUUAGAGAGAUAGCGAUGAGAAGACUUCAUGAUUUGCUAUGUGAUCACACUUCAGGGAAGUGGGGUUUAGACGUUUCGGAGUUCGAGAAACUCCAGCCGAUGCUCAUCAGUUGCCUUAAGGAAGAAGUAAUGCCGGAGAACACGUUCGAGAUUCUCGGUAAGGUGGUUUACCACGUUGCAAUGGAGACGUUCGGCUUCGGGGAGGACCCGUGGUUCGACCUAUGGGACUACAUCGCAUCGGAAAGCGAAUUCGAGAAAGCGGUUUAUAUCUUCCAGUGCUUAACGAUGCGGUUUGAUGAUGGUAAACUAGGCUUUGUGGUUCCUGCUGUAAGUAGGUUUCUUCCGGAGAUAAGCUCAAGGCUAAACCCACCAAGAGCGGUGUUGGUAGAUGAUCACGAUAGGUGGGUUUUGGCGUUUACGGGUGGGUUUUGUGUGGUGAUUCGCUUGGUGAAUGAAGCGAGUCACGCUGGUUUUGUUGAGGAGAUUGCAGUUAAGAUGAUAGAGUCGGUGAAAGUGCUUGUAGAGAGAGGAAUGGAAGUUGGGCUUGUGAGGAGAGCUUUCAGAGUUCUUGAACGCAUUGUGGAGGAACAAUGGGACUGGUAUGAGGCUUGCGAGUACAGACUUGUUAAGGGUUUGCUUAGGAGGCUCUAUGAAAUCAAAGGUAUGAAAAUGGAAAGUAAGAUGGUGUUGUGGAGAAUCAGUGGGACUCUUGAGAGGAACGUGAAUGAAGAAUUGAGAGUGCGAUCAGGGCUGAACGGUUCAGCUGAAAUGCUGUAGUACAAAACUAAUCAAUAUAUGUACAAACACGCCAUGAAACCUCU
Raphanus sativus (radish) is the source of this 2037-nucleotide messenger RNA. RefSeq lists its product as uncharacterized. Lineage: Eukaryota; Viridiplantae; Streptophyta; Magnoliopsida; Brassicales; Brassicaceae. The transcript has a single exon. The record is from RefSeq and is a predicted model, not a curated record. Bases 242 to 1993 code for a protein of 583 amino acids.